AUGUGAUAGCGACGAAACAUCCACUAAACACAUGGUUCAUGUCCAACCACAUGUUUCUUAGAGAACUUAAACAGAACACCACCACACAAUUUCCAUCUCACAAUUCUUUCUCUUUCUCUCUUUUCUGUGUGAGAAAGAAGACUCAAUGGUCUCCAAUUGCUUAAGCCUUAGUCUCCAUCUCAAUCUCCAUCCCCACAAACACAAUCGUCAUUCUCUUUCUUCUUUAAGAUCUCGCACAAAAGCUAAACUCUAUCAACAUGUCUCAUUCACAGAUUCAAGCCACAAGAGUUCCUACACUUCUUGUGUGUCUACGUUCGACAUUCAACGCAAAAGUAGCAAACACUAUGAAUUGGGCAAGCACAGCUUCAGUCCGAUCCUGCCUGGUGACAACUUGGUUUUGAGCCGAUCUGGUGUCAUCCGCCCACGACUCUCAGCGAUGACCGGCUCAGAAAUUAAUGACCACGGGUACGACGAGUCCCAAUUCGACCCAUCCCUCACGAAUGACGACUUGAAACCGACAACUCCAAGCCAGAGAACGUUUUCAUGGUUGGAUAUGUCAAGUUUAUGGAUCGGUCUCGUAGUUGGUGUGCCUACUUACUACCUCGCCGGGAGCCUAGUGGAUCUUGGCAUGGCGUGGUGGCAAGGGAUCGCCACAGUUGUUACAGCCAAUCUAAUACUACUUGUGCCGCUGGUCCUCACCGCUCAGCCUGGCACUCUGUACGGAAUUUCCUUCCCUGUCCUUGCUAGAUCAUCAUUUGGUAUCCGUGGAGCUCACAUCCCGACUCUACUCAGAGCAUUAGUCGGUUGCGGAUGGUAUGGUAUCGAGACAUGGAUCGGAGGUGAAGCUAUCUUCUUGCUCUUACCGGGUCAUAUUAAGAAGUCUGCUUUGUCUCAUACACUACCUUGGCUCGGCACUUCUCCCCUUGAGUUCUCUUGUUUUAUUGUCUUCUGGUUGGCUCAGCUUUGUAUUGUCUGGAGAGGUAUGGAUGGAAUCAGAAAGCUGGAAAAGUACUCAGCUCCAAUUCUGAUCAGUCUCACGUCCUGCCUCCUUGCCUGGUCCUAUCUCAAAGCCGGUGGAUUUGGUCACAUGCUUUCCUUAUCAUCCAAGCUAACCUCUGCUCAGUUCUGGACUCUCUUCUUCCCGUCCCUAACCGCAAACAUAAGCUUCUGGGCAACUCUAGCUUUAAACAUCCCUGAUUUUUCCCGGUUUGCAAAAUCACAGACGGAUCAAAUCAUCGGUCAAGUUGGUCUUCCUGUUUUCAUGGGGUUGUUUACGUUUGUUGGCGUAGCUGUUACGUCCUCCACAAGUAUCAUCUUUGGAAGAGUCAUAUCCAAUCCGAUUGAGCUUCUCGGUCAAAUUGGAGGCCUCGCCACAACUCUACUCGCUAUCGUCGGAAUAUCCCUAGCCACACUCACUACAAACAUAGCUGCAAACGUGGUCGCCCCAGCAAAUGCGCUUGUGAAUCUAAACCCUAAGUUUUUCACAUUCGGAAGAGGAGCCUUCUUGACCGCAGUUCUCGGAAUCGUGUUUCAGCCAUGGAGAUUGCUUAAAUCGAGCGAGAGCUUUGUGUACACAUGGCUCAUAGGGUACUCAGCGCUUCUUGGUCCAAUCGGAGGCAUAAUUCUUGUCGAUUAUUACCUGAUCAAGAAGAUGAAACUGAACAUUGGAGAUUUGUACUCUUUGAGUCCCUCCGGCGAAUAUUAUUUCUCUAAGGGGUAUAAUGUCGCAGCGGUCGUCGCUUUGGUCGCCGGAAUAAUCCCAGUCGUGCCUGGUUUUCUACACAAGAUCAGUGCUUUGUCGAAGAUCUCAAAUGGGUUCGUCGUUGUUUACGACAAUGCUUUGUUUUUCAGCUUCAUCAUCGCAGGAUUUGUCUAUUGGAUCAUAAUGUCUCGUCUGGGAAGGAAACAGAGCUCGUUGUCUUCUUCUUCACAUCCGCUUUUGUAAAUCUUUGCAUUUAAUUGGUUUCGUAAGUAACUAAAUAUAAGUCAUCACAGAUGUAAAAUUAAACAGAAGAACAAAAGAAAAGAAUUGUCAUUACUCAUUACGGAUUUAAUUUCAUAAUAUUGAUUUUCAUGCAGACUAAUAACUUUUUGUUAACAAUGAGCAUAUUGGGAUCUUAAAUAGCUUUACGAA
This is a messenger RNA of Arabidopsis thaliana (thale cress), 2134 nucleotides long. RefSeq names its product permease, cytosine/purines, uracil, thiamine, allantoin family protein (gene NCS1). Gene Ontology annotation, molecular function: transmembrane transporter activity. NCBI's taxonomy places the organism in Eukaryota, Viridiplantae, Streptophyta, Magnoliopsida, Brassicales, Brassicaceae. Gene Ontology annotation, biological process: transmembrane transport; nucleobase transport. The coding region runs from base 146 to 1945 and encodes 599 amino acids. Gene Ontology annotation, cellular component: chloroplast envelope; chloroplast membrane; membrane. The transcript has a single exon. The record is from RefSeq and is marked reviewed.